AUGCAAUAUUCCGCACUCUGCCAGACGCCCAAAGAUGGAGCAACAGCCAGCAUUGACAUGCUCGACGCCAACGACAGCCGUGGUUCGGUGUCGACUCAGAACCAGAAAAUCAAACACAAAUCAAUUUCCCAUAAAGAGCUCCGAGGCUUCCCAUGGCGCGUCUUUCUUAUCGUCUCUCUCGUUCCUCUCUGCCUGGCCCCUAUCGUAAUUCUCUCAGCCAUUGCUGAGAUGGCGUCGCAAAACUACAUUCGCGGGCGCUCGUGCUACCCGAACGGACUUUGGAAGGAAGCCGAAGGCGCAACAUGGCGAAUUAUGGACAGCACCUACUUCUUCACGCCCAAUCUUAGCUUUGGCAACAUGACGUUCACACAAGUCAAAGUCAUCGAUAUUGCCUGGGAUCUGAUCAUUGGGCGAGGAGGCCAAAUGUGCCUUGCGUGGGUGAAUUGGAGGGUUUCUAAUGAAUGGCUUGUAUAUCAUCUUGAGAGGUACAAGACGAGUUAUAAAAUGUUUGCGAGUGUGACACUGCAGACGACGAGCCUGACGACGUUGGGCGUGCUGGCGAAAGAGUUCUUGUGCUUCGGGGAGAGGAGUUGGGGCAGGUUCUUCAGGUGGCUGGCCAUGUUCUGCAUGCUCAUCUCGACGUUGUACGUGCUGGCUUUCCCUACUCUAAUGGCAGCCAUGACGGGGUACAUCACGACGUACGAGCCGUAUGUGGAAGACUACAACCACAAUCUGGUUGAGUGGGGGAAAGUGGACGAAAUCGUCAAGUCCAUCAGCGGUGCAGACGGCAUUGGAUUUGAUGAUAUGCAUGUUUGGGUGACUUCCCAGGAUGAGGAGCUGCUCCGCGCCGUGAAUAGGUUCAUUGGUAAAUACUCCAACGCUAGCAAUACACGGACCGAGCAACACACCAUGGGCGAUGGAACCCAAGAAUAUAAUAUGCCUGGAAAAGAACCCAAUGUUACGAUCUUCCGAGUGGGGACUGGAACCAAUUGGGAGUUUGAGGACGUAAUCACAACAGUGCAGAACCCCAACAUCUCGAUCGCCACCUACCUCUCAACCGGCAGAUCCCCUCCGAGACACCACUGCACUUGGUGA
This is a messenger RNA of Ascochyta rabiei, 1095 nucleotides long. RefSeq lists its product as uncharacterized. The record is from RefSeq and is a predicted model, not a curated record. NCBI's taxonomy places the organism in Eukaryota, Fungi, Ascomycota, Dothideomycetes, Pleosporales, Didymellaceae. The transcript has 2 exons. Bases 1 to 1095 code for a protein of 364 amino acids.